AUGCGUCUGCUCGCAUCGCUUCUCAUUCUUCCGUUCGGUGAGUAUAGAAAAAGACAUGAACUAGAACUAGCUCGAUCAAAAAUAUUUCCUUUCAUUUGCCUUUCCGAACAAGACUUACAUGGGUGGAAAGAUCUUAACGAGAGGGUUCCAAACGUACCUUUGAAACACCUUUGUUACUUAUCUGAAACAUGAUUCAUGUUUUUCAUUUAAGUAAAUUUAGUUUGUGCAAUCAGACUUUUAGAUGAACAUAUCUGGAAUCCUCUUUUUGAGAUCUUGUUACCAAUUCCUCCAAGAAUGGCUUCUGACCUUGCAGCUAUCAUCCAGUAGUGAUAAAAUGAACGUCUCCUAAGCAUUAGAAAUCCCUCCUGAACUCAUUAACAGCAAGUUCAGCUUCUUCGCCUUCUUUACCUCAUUCCACCCGAUCCUGUCACUCAUUUGUCGCAAUAACGGCGCCAAAAACAUCACAAAAUGAGAGAGCGGCAGGUGACGGGCGGGAAUGCUUGAUGAAUGCGUUCCGCUUCCUGCCGGCAUCUUCGUCGUCGUCGCCGCGAACACGAUUUGUCAUAUUUUAUGAGAACUUGAUGGGGUGGACGAGGUGUCCUUCGUACUUUGAUUGGCACAGUUCAUUUCCGCAAACAUUCGUGCCUUGUUUUCAGUUCUUCUGUAUGCGAACGGACAGAGUGCAAGCAAGUUGGCAGCAAUGAACAAUGUGAAAAUGGACGGAAAGGAAGUGGAUCGGGUAGGGAAGACUUUUGGGGGGCUGAUGAGACAUCGUCAUAUUUCAGCUACAACAAAUGCACUACGGAUGGUACAUUCAGGCGGUCAGCUCGCUUCUCGGCUCUGUCGGAAAGCAGUUGUACAUGAAAAUGAAGAAGUGAGUAAGAGGGAAGAAACAGGGAGAAUGUAAAUCAAUGAAAAGAAAUGAUUGAGGAAGACCAGUUCGGUUGGCACUUUUAUGGGUUUUUCUCCCGCUUCUAUUCUCGUUGUGAUUGCGAGAAUGAUAAGCGGAUAGUCCGGAGGGAACAAUGCGUUGUUAACGACGUAAGAAGAGUUUCGGGAUGCCGAUGCAUUCGACACCUGCACUUGUGAUCUUGGCGGCGCAAAAAAAAGGGAAAUGAGGGAUGAUACCAAAUAUUUACAAUUUUAGAUCCCAACGUCGCGCAUUUGUCGCUUGCCUUGAUUCGAUCCAAAAGGAGUACGACGUCAAAUCGGGGGCCAAAUGUCUCGUAAAAGCGUUCGACGGAAAAUUGGAAGAAGCCUACGGAGAAAUGGCGCUCGACCCGAAACUCGAUUUUAUUGACAAGCAAGACACGGUGCCCAUGAGCAAACUGGACAUCAGAAAGCUGAAAAUGAAAAAGAUCGAGAAACAGAUCGUACAGAUGGAAGCCAAAAAGAAAGCCAGAAAGAUCAUCAACGGAAUCCAGAAGGAGAAGAUUCGACUGGCGAGAUUCAGGAAGAUGCACAGAAGAAAGUUCUCGGGAAUGUACAAAAUGACUCCGAAAAUGAAAGAGAAAAUGGUUAAGAUCAACGCGAUGAAGUACAGAAGAAGGAGAAUGAAGAGAAAUAUUCUGUCGCUUUACACAAAUGUGAGUCAAUUGAAGGAGUUCAUAGAAUGAGAGGGGAGUUGCAGAAAGAAACUGAGGACGAGGCGAGAAGAAUCGACGCGUUGGAGAAUCCGUUCCGAGUGAAGAAGAUGGACAGAAUGCCGGAUCUCAAGGAGAAGCAGAAGAGUCCGGUGACCGCACUCACCAAUAUGAUCAGAGAGUUCGCACAGAUUAAAGCUCCGAAGAACAUGACCUCCAGCUACAGUAACCUCAAGAAUGUACGCUUCCCUCCGUCACACAGACUUCUGAAUAUCCGAUGAUUUCAGCUGCAAGACGCAGUGUUCGGUGCUCGCGAGAAGAACCGUUUCAAGAACAGAAUGCUCGAUAUGGUCAUCGGGAAGAAUCAUCCUUUGAGACAGAUGAAGUCGUUCACAGACAGAGUCCGCGACAUCACUCCGGAAGGAAUGAUCGACGAGAAUGUGUACGGACUGGUCGACGCUGUGCAAAAGCAUAACAAGGACACGAAUGCCAACUUCCUCUCGCCCCGAUUCCUGCCGAUUAUGCCCGAGAAACUGAACACCAAGAAGUGGGUUGAUAAAGAGCAUAAGUCAGAAGAACUUUGAAGUGUUUCAGACGCCUUCUCUCUCCGGACAUGUUCCCGUUGUACAGGGACGAAAGCGACAACAGCAUUCUGCCGAUUCCGACCAUGCUCGAAAAGGCGGGUUUGGGGGACCAGGACAGAGAUAAUGUGCUCGAAUUGGUGAUGGAUAUAACUGGAGUGAACAACGCCGUCGACGAUGCGCUGGAUCUUGUUAAAGGGCUCAGGAAGCAGGGGUUGGACAAAGAUCUCGUGGACAUCACCUCGCUUAUUGAUCAGGUAAAGAUAACAUCACAAUUGUGUUUCACUUCCUCGCCAAAAAAAAUCUAAUCUUAGUUUUUUCAAUUCUCGAAUAUGCAGUUACAUCACUAAUUUUCACUUUCAAGGUCUACUCGACAAUCUCCGGCACUCUCACAGCUCCCCAGAACCUGGACAUGGCCAACAAAAAGUUCUCGUUCAUGAACAAAGCCCAGAUGGAAACCCUGUACGGAGAGAAAGGAAUCUACAAUACUUCAGUCACCGACCUGCCAUUCGAUAUGAAUGAAAUCAACGAUAUGUCUUCCGAUGAGAAGGAAGAGUCCAUCAGGAUGACGAUCAGAGAACUGGCGAAGGGAAGAGGAGUGCAGGGAGCAAAAGGAAAACGGUCCAAGAGACAGACCAUCUCAUUGCUCGGCGGCGCUUACAGAGUGGUCUUCCUCAGUCCGACCGUCUUCUCGCCGAUGGCGUUUUCUCCUACUAUCAACACGUUGUCCGUGUUGGGCCCUCUGGUCAUCUCCCCUCAGCUCUUCUGUCCAAGUGUCCUCUCGCCGCUUCUCAUGUCUCUUCCAGUUAUAUCUCCACAGGUAACAGCCUCAGGAGGUUCGAUUCAAUCACUUCCUUCCAGGUCGGCAACCCACUGAUCUUCUCCCCGUACGUCGUCGGCCCAAACGUGCUCUCCGCGGCCGUCUUCAACGCCUACGUCUUCUCGCCGUACGUGCUCUCGCCGAACGUGAUCAAUCCGUACGUGCUGUCGCCGCUGAUCCUCUCCCCGUUCGUCCUCUGCCCGGACGUCCUCUCGCCGACCAUCCUCUCCGGAGUCGUGCUCUCUCCGUCCGUCCUCUCGCCCUCUAUUUUCACGGAUUCCGCUCUCGCGGUCAACGUGCUCUCGCCAACAUUCCUCUCCUGA
Molecule: messenger RNA, 3307 nt
Organism: Caenorhabditis sp. 36 PRJEB53466
Lineage: Eukaryota; Metazoa; Nematoda; Chromadorea; Rhabditida; Rhabditidae
Source: the annotation of a GenBank genome assembly